ACUGCGAUCAUUCAGCGGUAGAUCUGCGUGUCUCCGGUUCCGGGCUACAGUUCCGAGCCCAUCAGGAUCAUACCAAACCCCCAACACAAAUCCACAGUCGUGUGAGAGCUGAUAAAGGUGGUGGUUUACCGGAGCCUGGUCCGGAACAGCGCAUGUUCGGGUCCAGGAAGCGAUGAGGAGUGAAAUGACCAUCAUGGUCAUCUAACGACCCAAAGAGCACCAGAACCACACAAAGAAACAGCAUUAUUUCUGGUUAUAUACAGAGAUACGGACCGACCCGGUUCUGUUGGAGGGUGGUAUUAGCUUUAGCUUUAGCAUGACUGCAGGGAUGCGCUGAUUCGGAUCCAUUUCAUCCUCAUUUCACAGGCUAGCGGAUGUCACGGCCGUCUUCAUGGAUUUUUCUCAGAUGACACAUCUGUUCAUUGCACAGGCACCUGGGGCAUGGUGACUGCUGUCCAUCAGCCAGAGCAGCGGCGUCUAGCGAGAGCCGUCUGGUCCUGAAGGAAGACGUAUAGGUGACGACACGGACAGGAGGACGAAUCCAGGACAGAGAGCGAGAGAGACAUGGGGCAGUGUGUGACUAAAUGUAAAAACCCCACGUCCUCUCUAGGCAGCAAAAGUGGAGAAAAGGAUUCUGGUAAAUCUCACGGAAAGAAGGGUGGUAGCGGUACGGGGGCCGUGCACAAGGAGGAUGUAUCCGCCAAGUCCUCCGCCGACAUCAUAUUCAACGGCACCAAAGUGUCAGAGGUCACCGUGGAUGGCAGCAUGGCUCCACCUACAUCGGUGGGUGACGUGCUGCGGGAGCUGCCCGCACUGGACGGGGAAGGCAUGUCGCUCGCACGGAUUGAGGAGAUGUUCUUGCGUUAUAAGGACGAAUAUGAAGAUGCCAUCUUGGAGGAGGGAAUGGAACAGUUUUGCGAUGAUCUGUGUGUCGAUCCGGCCGAGUUUAAAGUGCUGGUGCUGGCAUGGAAGUUCCAGGCUGCUACAAUGUGCAAGUUUACAAGGAGGGAGUUUGUCGACGGCUGUAGGGCAAUCCAGGCCGACAGUAUACCGGGGAUCUGCUCGCGUUUCUCUGUGCUGCUAGAGGAGUCUCGUGGAGAAGAGAGCUUCAAAGAUCUGUACCGCUUCACGUUUCAGUUCGGUCUGGACGCCGAGCAGGGCCAGCGCUCGCUGCAGCGGGCCAUCGCCAUCGCGCUGUGGCGGCUCGUCUUCACACUGGACACGCCCCCAGUGCUGGAGCACUGGCUGGACUUCCUGUCGGAGAAUCCGUGCGCCGUGCGCGGCAUCUCUCGCGACACCUGGAACAUGUUUCUGAACUUCACGCAGAGCGUCGGCCAGGACCUCAGCAACUACAGCGAAGACGAGGCCUGGCCCAGCCUGUUCGACUCAUUCGUGGACUGGGAAAUGGAGAGGCGCAGGAGAGAACGAGUGGAUGACACAGAGACAGAGUCCACCACGGACUGUGUGGGUGCCUCGAUGUGGGCGACAACUUGAGGGUUUUUGUUUUUUGGGAUGGCCGGUGAAUUCAGGACUAUGACUUGCGUAGAUGUUUCUGAGCCCGUCACUCUCCAUCCAAAUUUGUGAAUUAUUAUUAUUAUUAUUAUAAUUACAUUUUUGGUCUUAUUGCAUUGGGCAUCCCAGUGCGUGCUCUGAUUUUGUUUAAAUGAAAGGGCUCCAAACGAAUAGUUUUUUUAAAGCACUUUUAUUUAAGUUAUUGUUUUAUUUUUCGCUAUUGGUAAUUUAAAGGGAUAGUCCACUCAAAGAUGAAAAUUCUGUCAUCAUUUACUCGCUCUUAUGUCAUUCCUCAAUACUUGAAUUUCUUACGUUAAUCGUUAUUCACUGAUAAUCUUCCUCUCCGGUGGGAGAUUCAGUCAGAUAUGUGAACAAAUAAUUUUGUGAUCUGCUGAUUCAUUUAAAGGAUCUGACUCAAAAGAACCAUUCGUGCAAAUUGGGCAUAACUACUACUUUAAUGAACUCUAAAAUGCCAGAUUUUCACUGAAUAAUGACCGUUUCUGGUCCGUUUCUCACAUAAAGCUAUCGUACAGCUUCAGAACACUUGAAAGAUGGCGCACGAGUCGUGUGGACCACUUUUUGGAUACUUUUAUAGAGCUUUUGUGGCUUUAUUCACUUUCAUAAUAAUGAACGCAGUGACUAGGAUAUCCUUAAAAAAGGAGAGUUGGGUUUAGAAUGACGUGAAGAUGAGUAAAUGAUGACAGCGUUUUCACUUUUGGGGCGAACUAUUCCUUUCAUUUGUUUUAAUGUUCACAUUUCUUAGGUUCUCCCGAUUGCCUCGUGAAAAUUUUGGCAAUGACCAACACGCCAAAGAAAAGGGAAUUCCGUCAGCUGCCUACCGAGCUUCAAUACACACACAUUCAUCCACAUAUGCAACCCCUUUCCACACACACACACACAUAGAUACCAGCAUAAACACUGUAGGGGACUUUAUCAGCUUUAGUUGUGUUUUAACAGUUAUGUUUAGUUUUCAUUUGGUUCUGGGGUGUGUGUUGGUGAUAUUGGUUACAUUUAACAUCAGAUUUUGGUGAUGUACUGACGCCAGAAAAAAACCAAUAUCUCACGUGCUUCCCGGCCCAUUUCUGUCUAUUUAUUUCUUUACAAUUCAUGUUUCUCUAAUGCAUUGAUUCUGUGAGGGUGUGUGUGCGCGUGCGAGAGAGUGCGCGUGAGUGUGCGCGAUUAUGUGUGUGCGCGUGCGAGAGUGUGCGCGAUUAUGUGUGUGCGCGUGCGAGAGUAGUGUGCGCGAUUAUGUGUGUGCGCGUGCGAGAGUGUGCGCGAUUAUGUGUGUGCGCGUGCGAGAGAGUGCGCGAUUAUGUGUGUGCGCGUGCGAGAGAGUGCGCGAUUAUUUGUAAGGGAAAUGCUGAUUUAUUUGCGUUUGGAGGACUGCUGUGAGCUUUUAUCUUUAUUUUAUUUUGCAGUUUACAUUUUUUUUGAAUGAUUUUAUUUCUGUCUUUUUGUGUCUGGUUUUAUCAAAAAAUGAAGCCGUUUAUAAUGAAUAAAAAUGUGUUAAA
This is a messenger RNA of Xyrauchen texanus (razorback sucker), 3023 nucleotides long. Its product is annotated as DCN1-like protein 3. Gene Ontology annotation, cellular component: ubiquitin ligase complex. Gene Ontology annotation, biological process: protein neddylation; positive regulation of ubiquitin-protein transferase activity. NCBI's taxonomy places the organism in Eukaryota, Metazoa, Chordata, Actinopteri, Cypriniformes, Catostomidae. The record is from RefSeq and is a predicted model, not a curated record. The transcript is spliced from 4 exons. Gene Ontology annotation, molecular function: cullin family protein binding; ubiquitin-like protein binding; ubiquitin conjugating enzyme binding. The coding region runs from base 565 to 1494 and encodes 309 amino acids.